CAGGCAGGCGAACAACUCCCGGUGAAGUUUCUGAACACUCCAGUCCACGUUUUCCAUCAACCCGCUCCACCGACUCUGAGGGGAGGCAGCCUUCCUUCACUCCUGUGUCUGGUUGAAUUUGAAUAGACUUGAGGAGGCAACGUCUCCCGAGUACAGCGGCAGCUGCACACACCGAGUCCGCAUGCUUUGAAAGACAAAAAUAUGGCGGGAUUGGAGAGGAUUAUAUUGCUUCACAACGGACGACAGCGUGUCUUGCGUUGGGUUUAAACGUGUGACUUUUCCUACGUGAACACUUUUGAGGCCCCACUGGAGUUAUUGCUAUGAAUUUUUAAAAAAUGCCCUUUCUUCAGAGGAGUGUCGAGCCGCGGCGCGUGAGUCGUUUGUCGGCGAGGGAUGGCUGCUGGACACACGGAGAAGAACCGGGCAGACGCAAACUGCGAAAGCCUGUUUUAUUCUCGUCUCUGGACGAGGUUAGCUGUCAUACACUGACCAACAUCAUCUACCAACUUUCCGACCUUUCGCGACAUGCCAGCGAGAUCUUCCUGGGCAUCGAGAUGGAGGCGGGGAUGGUGUUCAGGAGAUCCUGCAGGAUCCAGGGACGCCUGCAGUUUCUGCAAGAUGAAGUCUGCAACUUCGAUCCCAAGAAAGUCAAAAUACCUGUGUCCAACCUUGACGAGGAGAGCAAGUGGACGGUUCACUACACAGCACCAUGGCAUCAGCAGGAGAAUGUCUUUCUGCCAGGCAGCAGGCCGCCCUGCGUAGAAGACCUCCACCGUCAGGCCAAAGUUAACCUCAAGACUGCACUGCGAGAUUGUGACAAGCUGAGGAAAGAUGGUUUCAGGAGCUCGCAGUACUACUCUCAGGGUCCUACCUUCUCUGACCCGGACCAGUCCACCAGCAGCCUGCAGGACGAGGAGGAGGAUGAAAAUGACAAGAAGUCCACAGCUUCAUCAGGGGAGGAUGACAAAUCCCAGCUCUCCUUGAGGCUUCAGACUCCACAAGGAGGAAGCGAAGGCUCUGAGGUUGACGGACAGGUGAUAUGGAACAAGGCCCCACCCCUCCCCACCCCGGAGGAGAAGAUGAGGCAGGCGGCUCAGGCUGUGCCCACAGAUAUCGUUGCCAUUAACGUCACAGGGGCAGUAUUUGACCGACAGGCGAGCGUCCGGCGCUCCCUCAUUAACACUGACACCGUGUCCCGCCGGCCCAAGAAGGUCAAACGCAGAAAGACUAUAUCAGGGCUGCCUGACAACUUCAACCUGGAGCUAGCAGCAAAAGGACGUGGUGGAGAGCUCCGACCGCAUUCCAUGUUCAUCCCGGGACAGUACUCCACUUUGGGUCGAGUUGGGAGUGUUAACUCAGCACUCCGGCGAUCAGUGACUAGAGACACGAGCUGCCAGACAGAAGAAAUAAAGAUUGUACCUCCAUCCAUGAGAAGAAUUCGGGCACAGAGAGGACAGGGAAUCGCUGCUCAGAUGGCUGGGAUUUCAACUUCCUCCUCAACAGGAAGUAUAUCCAUCUGCAGCAGUGACAGCUCUGGCAUCUUGAUGCUGCCGCGUCCGUUUAACGGAGACCCUUCUCGUUUCCACAGUCUGCCUCGACAGGGUGCCAGGGUGUCACUCAGUGCCGAUCCCAUCUACAGCAGCACCCCAAUCAAAUCAGAGGAGCAGACAACGCCUCAACGGCAGAUUGGAAAGCUUCAGGUCGAUGACACAGUGGUGCACAUGAGAAACGCCCCAAGGACCGGCACUCUCACUCGGCCAAAGUCUCAGGAAUUGAGGGGAACACAGUCCAGCGAGUGGGGUGGGGGUCCAGCUUGUGUGGUUUCCCCACAUGCUGCCUAUUCCACCUCUUACAUCCCCAAUGCCACCUUGUCCAGCUCCACUGAAGUCAUUACCCUCAACACCUCCGGUCAGCCCUCCCACUCCCCAGCCUCAAGUUAUCCCACAGCCCGACCACUAAGUCUGCUUUCCACUUCCAACAAUGACUCUCUGACCUCCAAUCCAUCAGCCUUCAGCCACAGUUCCACUUGUCCAGCUUUGGCCACAUCCACCCCCACUCAAACACCACAGGGGGGCCGUCUAUUCAUCACAGAACCUGCUAACGAGUCAGGACACUCGGACGGCAGUGUCCACAGCCACAGCACCCUGGCCCCCACACCUCCUUCCUGUCUGCCGGAGGAGCAAUGGAUCUAUGACACACCUGAAAAUGUGGUGGUCCCACAGCGCGCUCUGACCUCCAGCUGCUCCACUCCCAUGAACCAGAUGUACAGCAGCCUGGACCUCUCCUCCCGGACCACCACUGACUCCAGCUCUGUCUAUUCCCAGGACAAUGAUGGAUACUUCACCUCCAUGCACCUGGACUCUGGUCUGCGCUCACGCAGCCACAGCAGUGGACACAGGGGCACAGCUGGACGAGCCACCAGACACAGCAUGUACGAGUGCCGGGAGAUGGCAAAUCAAGAUGAUUCUGGAAGUGUGUACAGUGAUCACUCACUUUCUCGCAGCAUCUCCCUUCGCAAGUCCAAGAAACCUCCACUGCCCCCAGCCCGUACAGACUCUCUUAGACGUAAGCCUGGUGCGAAAAAGCCCCUCGGGGGGGUUAGUGCUGUCAGUGGUGCUAACGAACCAAAUGGCGCCAUGCUUAACGAGACAUUAAUUGCCAGUUUGCAGCAGAGUCUACAGAUAGGGCUGAGGGGAGGUAACGGAAAAGGCGCCUCGCCGUCAUCACCCUCUCACAGCCCAAGCAGCGACUACGAUGACCCUUGGAUUCUACGGCCGCGCAGUCAGAGUAGCAUCAGUGCAGGUAGCUCCGCAGCGUCACUGGUAGCUAAUCCGAACUGUGGCAUUGCGUCUAAUGUGUACUCACUAUGCCACGUGACACCUGCUCACAGUGACACCAGCAGCCUGCGUUCUGACUACGCUGAUUCCUGGGGUUAUUACAUGGAAGAUCCUCGUAACCAUGGAGACCAAAGAGUGCAGACCCCUCCGGCCACAGACAACAUGGCACCUGGGGCUCACACAGGAGAACUACAGAAUGGAGGUGAGAUUCAUAGUAACAGCCAAGCUUCUCGAGCUUCAGGCCAGGAGACAGUGGUCGCAGUAAAGCCCAAGAUGUCCACCUCUUCUCCAGACAGGGUCCACAGACUGACCUCUCCAUCCAGUGGCUACUCCAGCCAGUCUAACACCCCUACAGCUGGGACCCCAGUGCCCUCCUUUGUCAGGUCCAUGUCUCCCUCCAGCCGACCCAAGCCCAAAGUGCCCGAGAGGAAAUCGUCUCUGCUCUCCUCUGUAUCCAUGUCCUCCUCUUCCACCUCCCUCUCUUCCAACACCUCAGACUCAUUGAAGAGCUACGGUCCUCCUCCACCACCACCUCCUCCCCUUCCCUUCUCCUCCUCGGCUCCCAACACCCCUCUCAGCCCACCCCCACCCUUCCCUCCCCCUCUUCCACCAGGUUUAAGCGCGGGCCCCCCUACUCCUCCACCAGCUUCCCCGUUACCACCCACUCCACAGGGAAUGUCUCAAGGUUCUCUCCCUGUUUGCUCCACCUCCCAUUCCCCUCCUCCAUCUCCUGAAACACUAAUCCACCCCAGUUUGUCCUUCAAUGGGAGCUUCAGUCCUCCUCCACCUCCUCCUCCUCCUAUGCCCUCUUGUGGACCCCCUCCACCUCCUCCAUUGCCCAAUUUUGUUGUACCUUCCUCCUCCCCAUCUCUAAAGAAAGUGAAGGAUGCCCCCAAACCAGCUGUCUCCAUCAGUCCCACAAAGACACCUGCGCCCCUGAUUACCCCCUUUGCACUACAGAGUGUUCAGCUCCGCUCAAUAAAGCGCCCUGAGAAGGAGAUUAAUGGCAAAUCAGAUGACACCACAGCUCGGGAAACAGGAGUGGACCUCCUUCAGUUCCAGACCCAGGAGAAGUCUCACUCCCAGGACCGUCUUUUUGUGUUACCCACGUUAAACAGCUCACCAGAAGAUGACUCAUACAAUCUCCCACCGUCACCUGAGUCACAGCUUUUACAGGAAUUGUCAUUUGAGUGCAGUAUCACAAAUAGGACACAAGAGAGUGCUGUGUUCAAUGGGAAAGAUGAAAAUCUGAGUUUCUUUCUCUCAAAUGGAAAAGAACAAGAUAAAGGGCAACAAUCACUGCCAAGUCCCUCACAGAGCUCACCUGUCAAACAGAAGCCGCCAGCGGUCCUCAAGAAACCUAAACUCUCUUUCCUCCCACCUCUGAACUCACAACUCAUCAAUGAACAGGUUCCAGCUCAGCAUGAGGAUACAAGCAGCAGCCUGUCCCAAACCCAGGACCCGGUAGAUGUUCUGCAAAGACAAACAAGGGAAGAGGAGGAAGAGAAUGGGAUUGAGCAUCAGGAGGAGAUUUUAGAAUUCUCAGAGCUGAUAGCAGAGAGCAGUGAAUCAUUCACGGAGAUCCAAGAAGAGUUCCACAACUGUACUUCUGCUCGCCUGGAGACAACCCGUGAAAAUGGACUGUGUGUGAACGGAGAGACUCACGAAGAGGAGGAUGAUGGAGAUGGCGCGAGCAGCACGACUGGAUCCAUCAGCUCCAAGGAAGACGAUGCCGGUGAGGUGUUUGAAUCCAGCACGGCUGAAUCAUCUCCGGCCCCGUUGACCAACGGGACUCCUAAGGAGAACAUGGUGACCCCGACUUCCACGCGACCCAGAACCACGGAGGACCUCUUUGCCGUCAUUCACAGGUCAAAGCGGAAGGUCCUGGGUCGCAAAGAGUCAGAGGAGGACAAGUCCCGAGCGGGGAGCCAACAACAGUCUCCGCCUGCCACACCCACAAACACGUCCCCAGGCCCGGUGUCUCCUCUGUCCAGGCAGGCGGGCUCUAUACAGCGCAACCUUCGCAAGUCCUCCACCAGCAGCGACAACUUCAAGGCCCUGCUCCUCAAGAAGGGCAGCCGCUCGGAGACCAGCUUCAGGAUGUCUGCUGCCGAGAUGCUUCGCUCCACCGACCCUCGCUUCCAGAGAACACGGUCCGAGUCAGCACUUGACCCCCCCGCUUCUUCGCCCUCCUCUCCGACAGCGCCUCACAGCCCCUGUGUGUCGCCCGGCCGCAGUAAACGAGCAACAGAUGAGUGGAGCCGCUACGAGGUUCUGUCCUCGCCGACGUCACCAUCCUUUUCAAUGAGCGGCUUUAGGUACGGGCGCUCUCGCUUACCGCCCUCUGCUGCGAGCAGCAAGUACAACGCGCGCAGCCGAAUCCUCAGCAGCCCAAUGACUGUCAUCUGUGAGCGUGAGGGGGAGUUGGCCGAGAGCGAGUAUGGAGACACCACAGAGACUCUCCCUGUGUACCGAGGGUCAAAUGGCACUUUAUCAGAAGAGAGCAGAAGCUAAAGAGCAAGGGCAGCUCCAUCGGUUUAGAGAGACAAACUCAUUUGUCAUAACCAGGUAGGGGGCAGGAGACAAGCGCUCUAGACUUUCUGAGCCCCACACCUCUCCGCUGCCUCUUAAGGAGUGGACAUGUCGGGUCCUGUAGUGAGAUCAGCGGUCACCCCAUCAUGAACUGGGCUGGACUUGGUCUAAAAUGGAGAACUGGUUGUGCUGCAGCUUUUUCAAUCCUCCCAUGAUUCUCAUUCUGUCCUUCUACUGGUGACUCGCGCUUUGUGUUCAAAGAGUGUUCCUUCUUAGUUUGUUUUCUAUUUGUUCAGCCGUUGUUGUGUUUUACUUUACCCUGUCCUUAACAUGCAGGACAUCACAAGUUUUCUUUAAAAAGGACGAGGCUCAGAUGGCAAAACUAAGGUGAAUUGAAGUCACAAGUCAUUUGCGUCACUUUGCUGCUGUGGUGCUACGUAGGGAGGCGGUUGGAAAGAGUGGAAUGUAAAGGAGUGCUGGAGGCUCGCUCAUAACAUUUCUGCCCUUUUUGUUUAUGAAAAGUGUCAGAAAGCAUGUCAGCAUCAAGCAGCCCACGAUAUUGUGGAAAGAACUGGAGGACGUGGUACAACAAGCAGCUCCACGUGUGGCACAACUUCAAUUACAGUGAUCACCAGGUUUUUUUUGCUUUACAUUCUUACUGUUCAAUUCUUUAGUUUGCAGAGCUGGGGUGAAUAGUCAGAGGUCCGCAGAAGGUAGUAUGGGGUAAAACAAAGGUUCAACCAAAACAGCAGAUGUAUUCUAUAUAUAUAUAUAUAAAAAAGAAAAAGACCCAUAAAACCUCUAUCAAUUAACUUUUAGUAUGUAGAUUUUGCACUGUGCAUAGGUCUUUUCCUUGUGACAUAAAAGUAUGUUUUAAAGAUUGUUUUAAUAAACAAAGUGAUGUCAA
This is a messenger RNA of Solea senegalensis (Senegalese sole), 6276 nucleotides long. RefSeq names its product NHS-like protein 1. NCBI's taxonomy places the organism in Eukaryota, Metazoa, Chordata, Actinopteri, Pleuronectiformes, Soleidae. The record is from RefSeq and is a predicted model, not a curated record. Gene Ontology annotation, biological process: cell differentiation.